This is a messenger RNA of Brassica napus (rape), 840 nucleotides long. Its product is annotated as mediator of RNA polymerase II transcription subunit 15a. The record is from RefSeq and is a predicted model, not a curated record. Gene Ontology annotation, molecular function: chromatin DNA binding; transcription coactivator activity. Bases 144 to 569 code for a protein of 141 amino acids. Gene Ontology annotation, biological process: regulation of DNA-templated transcription. Lineage: Eukaryota; Viridiplantae; Streptophyta; Magnoliopsida; Brassicales; Brassicaceae. The transcript has 4 exons.
AUGCUCUAGAAACUCUUGUUUCCAUUCUAUCUCAUCACGCGCUUUUCACAAUGUAUCCAUGCCCUAGAAAUAUUUAUAAGAGGAGAUUGGACUAAUCACACUUUAAUGUAUUUUUAAUUGAGCUAUAGAAGUCUUGAGUCUUGAUGGGAAGUGAGCCUUUUCUUCUUCAUAACGGAGAACCAGCCAUGGCCACAUAUGACUGGAAAACUCAAUUGUCAUUUAUUACGCGUCAGAAGAUCGUCAACAAGAUACUGGACACACUAAAGAAAGUCAUUCCAUUAUCUGGACAAGAAGGAAUCAACGAGCUUUGGGGAAUUGCUGUUAGAUUCGAGGAGAAAAUUUUCAGGGGUGCUGCUAACCGGACUGAUUACCUUCGGAAAAUAUCCCUCAAGAUGUUGACCCUGGAGGGUAGACCGUAUAAUGCACCUGGCUCUUCCUCAUCCAUCCCUGCUGAUAAUAACACCCGGCCCUUGGAAGUGGAUAUGGGCCAUCUUAUGAUCAAUGACAAUUCGGAGACUUCUCUCCUGAACGAAGAACCUUCCAUGAACACAUGUGAAGGGGGCCACUAAAAGCCAUUUGCGUUUGGAACUUUCAGGCGAUUCCAUAUAUGUAUUAAUAAUAUUAAGCGGAGAAACCUUCAAAAUUGAAUAAAAAGGGUUAUUGCGUUUGUAUAAUGACAUGGACCAACUUGUUGUGUAAUCAGUAACAAGAUAAAAUGUUUCUUGACGAGGAAGCAAUGCCUUAAGUAAGGCUCCUCUUUGCGUUUGGAUUUAUGCAUUAGUACGUUGUUUAUCUUAUUCUUGAGCCAAUUUAAUGACAAAAGUCCGUAGAAACAGAAUG